Balaenoptera acutorostrata (minke whale) is the source of this 1461-nucleotide messenger RNA. It is a transcript of the gene C16H10orf120, whose product is annotated as chromosome 16 C10orf120 homolog. NCBI's taxonomy places the organism in Eukaryota, Metazoa, Chordata, Mammalia, Artiodactyla, Balaenopteridae. The coding region runs from base 328 to 1461 and encodes 377 amino acids. The record is from RefSeq and is a predicted model, not a curated record. The transcript is spliced from 3 exons.
GGCAUGUCUAGAAGCUGAUUCCAAGAACCAUAGAUAGAGUUCAUGGAUGGAACAUGAGGAACUAAGAUUGGAGCUAAGAUUGGAGAGGCAAGCCAGCACCAGGGAGAGACUUUAGCUGAUGAGCCUUCAUCCUGAAAGAACUGAGCAGGCUUUAUGGGCAUAUAAGUGGCAGUGACGUGGUCAGAUCAUCUCCCAGCCACACUCUCUGCCCACUCUAUUCCUCUAGACUCCAACACGCCAGGAGCAUGGUAGCGUGUGUCCAUUCCACCCCAGGGGGUCAUUUGUUGCCUCAACUCAGACCUCACAAUAGCUCCAUGUAGGCCAGUUAUGAUGCAAGAAGUUUGUGACUGUCCCCUGGGUUCCCAUAAAAACUGUCUUACAAAGAAACUCCAGGCACUGACACCUCCCAUCCUAGCCUAUUGCCAGAGUAUGACCAGAGAAUGGGAGAAUGGCUGUCAGAAGACUGGAAAACAGAGGGCUAGAGAUUCAAGGGCCCAAGAAGGGAUGACUACAGAGGGGAAGUCAAAUAAGAAUGGAACACCAGUCCAAGUAUUCAAUAUAAGCGAUUCCUUUCGGGAUAAAGACUCCCUGUGCUGCCAGGGGGAUCUAUGUUCUGCUUCACCAUUGGGGAUAUGGACCAAAUUCUACAAAUCAGACCCACACAUUGCCCUUGGGAAAUACUCCCCCUUGGAAAAAGAGAUCCUACGUCUAGGUGGUGUUCAUACCAUAGCAGCCAGGAGGUUUCUGACUUAUAAGCAAGAGGAAGAACGGAAAAUGCUCAAGGAACUACAGGUGCUGUCUUCAGACUAUAAACGGGCGGUGGAAUAUAGAAAGCAACUCACCCCUCCUUGUGCCACCUGUGGACCCCUAGAAAAAAUAUGGACGGCGAAGGUGAUGGUGCCCCCGGAGGAGUUCAAAAUGCCACAACGGGAGAGGCUGAACAUCAGCAAGCACAUAGAACGAAUGCAGCUCGCUCGAGCCCUGAGGAAUAAGCAGCUUUCACCCUACAUUGAAAGAUGUAGGAGCUCUUCGCUUCUGUCUGGAGUGGGCCUGGGCCCCCUGGCAAGGGACAAAACUGGGGAAGGCAAGGAUGACCGAGACGCCGAUCACUGCGACUAUGCCCAUCAAGAGAAGAGAGAUGAGGCAGAGAGCAAAACCACGAAAAGACAGGAAAUAAAGAUGAAUGUAAUUUUCAAGUCAGAAGAACCAAAAAAAUGUGUAACGUACCAUCCAAAUGAUCUAAAACCAUUCCUCCCCACAAAAAAAGCAGAAAGAUCCAUCGCUGGCUUAACAAACAGAAAUCUUUUGCACCUGGCCGAAUUCCCUGGAGACCUAAUGCUGUUGAAUCAGGAUUUUAUAUCACGGGGAAUCCACCCCAGUGAUGUGUCAAAGGCCAGCUGCCUGGAAGAAGGCAGUGCCUGGAAAGAGUACAUGCACAAAGCUGCUUCCCACCAUUAUUAA